Molecule: messenger RNA, 1179 nt
Organism: Aspergillus melleus
Lineage: Eukaryota; Fungi; Ascomycota; Eurotiomycetes; Eurotiales; Aspergillaceae
Exons: 3
Coding region: 1-1179 (392 amino acids)
Biological process (GO): transmembrane transport
Cellular component (GO): membrane
Molecular function (GO): transmembrane transporter activity
Source: RefSeq, a predicted model, not a curated record
AUGGUGUCGGCAUAUGUGGGAGGAGCUGCACACCAUAAAUGCUCGUUGUUCGGAGCUGCCGGGCUUUCCAGUCGAGCAACAAUGGCUACCGGCAAAGGAGAGGAGCACGUAGUGACCACUACUGUGCCUCCUUCACCACCCAUCACAAUAGAUGGCAAUCAGAAUUGCAAGUAUAGCGAUGAGUUCAAGAGAAGAGUCAUGCGAAAGAUCGAUUUCUGGCUGGUUGGCUUCUACUCCGUCGUCUAUAUCUUUCGCGUCAUCGACUCCGGCAACUAUUUCAACGCCGCCAUUAUCAACCUGGAAGAAGGCAGCGGAAUUAAGAAAGAGCUCGGCUUCAGUCCGUCCCAGUGGUCCUGGACUCUGUCAAUCUUUUCCUACAGUUAUCUCUUUUUUGAACCGUCUAACACGAUCUUCCUCAAAACCUUCGCCCCUUCACGGUGGAUGUUCGUCCUCAUUCUCUCCUGGGGCAUCUGUGCCUGCUCUGUGGGCGCCGCUCGGGACUUCCCGGGCAUGAUGUGCGUGCGAUUUGCAAUAGGGAUGGCUGAGGCGGGUUUCUAUCCCUCCGUGUUAUACCAUAUGGCGUUCUGGUAUAAGCCCAGUGAGAUGCUCUGGAGGAUUUCGCUUUUCUAUUCCUUAGGCCAAGUGUCUAGCGCGCUGAGUGGGCUCCUUGCGUAUGCGAUCAGCUUCAUGAACGGCGUGAGUGGGUUAUCGGGAUGGCGAUGGCUCUUCAUUCUCGAGGGUCUCCCGGCCAUCGUGCUCUCUGUCAUCGCUCUCCUCGGUCUGCCCGAUUAUCCUGAGACGGCCCGCAUGCUGACUGAGGAAGAGCGCGAGUAUCUAACAGGUCGGAUGUCGGAUUCUGCGCCGUCGGGCAAAGACAAGAGCUGGGACUGGCAAGGAAUCAAGGACCUGUUCUCCAGUCCGACUCUCUAUUCCUUCUCCGUCUACUGGAUAGGCCAUGGAAUCGGCGGUUUUGGCGUCCACUACGCAUUGCCGACCGUGAUCUACGAGCUGGGCUUCACCACGACGGCGUAUUCGCAAUUGAUGAACAUUCCUCCCUACGUUGCAUGCUUUAUCUUUCUAAACAUCCUCGGCGUCCUGCUGCACAAAGGGAUAAUCAGGCCCUGGACCACGGCGGUUGCCAGUAUGUUUUACCAGACCCGACUUCCUUUAGGCAAGUGA